Messenger RNA from Gadus macrocephalus (Pacific cod), 4871 nucleotides. RefSeq names its product potassium channel, subfamily K, member 13b (gene kcnk13b). The transcript has 3 exons. Gene Ontology annotation, molecular function: potassium ion leak channel activity. NCBI's taxonomy places the organism in Eukaryota, Metazoa, Chordata, Actinopteri, Gadiformes, Gadidae. The record is from RefSeq and is a predicted model, not a curated record. Gene Ontology annotation, cellular component: membrane. Gene Ontology annotation, biological process: stabilization of membrane potential; potassium ion transmembrane transport. The coding region runs from base 840 to 2207 and encodes 455 amino acids.
CGCAGCCUUCAAUUCCUCAAGCCCCCCGUGGAAAGGUCAACUAAUAUCGAUCCAGCUCGGAAGGCAAAAUCGGCCCUCCCAAGUUAGCGCCUCCUUAAACCAUGCUGAGAAUAAUCAGGCGUUUUCCAAUGUGCGUAUCUAGCCUAUGAGGCUACUUUAACACGGAGGCGUGACCAAGUAUUGAGUCAAUUAUGAGUUAAAAGUGCCUUCAAGGGAGAUAAGUACGAGAUGAGAAUGAGAAAACAAAUUUAAAUACUAAUCAAAUGUGUUUUAAGUGACAGCAGCGCCUCCAAAUUCAUUACACGCAAGCUAUCGCGUGCGUAAAACGUGCGCUCCUCUGGAGACUCGGUCGGAGAGAGGGAUGGGAGGAGGACCGUCACGGACCACACGACUCUGCGGUGCCACAGGUGGCAGCUGCACGCGAGCGAUCGACACAUCGCCGCAAACAGUUCAGACCAACUUUGGGGAACCGAUGAGUCGGUUCGAAACUUCGACACACCCGUCUGCACGGAGUGAACUACCUGUUUACGACGGGAGUUGGACUUAUUGCGGCAAGGAAACCUGUUCAAACUAGUGCACAUCAUGGAGAGUUGGUGCUGUGAUCCGUUUUGUUUUAGUUUCAUCUAACAGAACAGGGGUAUAUUUUUCCUUUUUGGUUUGUUUGUUUCUCUUGGGUCUCUCUAUUAAAACAUAAAUGGCGUUUGUUGGCGUUUCCCUCCAGAAGUGGUGGGCGAUGGCGGACGACGUGACCGCGCGUGUUCCAACGGUGCGGCCGUCGUGCGGUGUGAGGUCUCCCAUCACGGGUCUCUCACCUGCCCCCCGGUGACCGCUUCGCCCUGAUGGCGUGUCGAGGCAGCGGUUGCUGCUGCGGCGGCGGCGGCGUGGGUCCGCUGAACGAGGACAACGCACGGUUCCUGCUGCUGGCCCUCUUUAUCAUCGUGUAUCUGCUGUGCGGCGCGGCGGUCUUCUCCGCGCUCGAGCAACCCAUGGAGCGCGAGGCAAAGGCGCGGUGGACGCAGAGGUUCGAGCACUUUAGCCUGAAGCACAACCUCAGCAGGAAGGACCUCAGGAACUUCCUGAGGAGCUACGAGGAGGCGAACGUGGCAGGGAUCCGCGUGGACACCAUCCGGCCGCGGUGGGACUUCUCCGGGGCGUUCUACUUCGUCGGUACUGUGGUGUCCACCAUAGGCUUUGGGAUGACCACGCCGGCCACCAUCGGCGGGAAAGUCUUCCUCAUGUUCUACGGCCUCAUCGGCUGCGCCGCCACCAUCCUCUUCUUCAACCUCUUCCUGGAGCGCGUCAUCACGGUCAUCGCCUUCGUCCUCAAGACCUGCCACAAGCGGCGCCAGCACAAGGCCGUGCUCCCGCACGCCGCCCACCACCGCGGCUCCGAGGGCAGCGCCGGCGUCGGAGGAGGAGGAGGAGGCGGGGGUGUUGAGAGAGAUGCGGGCGGGAGAGGCGAGGGUCUGGCCGGCUGGAAGCCCUCCGUCUACUGCGUGAUGCUGAUCCUGGGCGUGGCCGCCGUCGUGGUGUCAUGCUGCGCGUCCCUGAUGUACUCGGCCGCCGAGGGCUGGGCCUACCUGGACUCGCUGUACUUCUGCUUCGUGGCCUUCAGCACCAUCGGCUUCGGGGACAUGGUGAGCAGCCAGCGGCUGGCCUACGAGGGCCACGCCACCGCCGCCUACCGGCUGGGCAACUUCCUGUUCAUCCUGACGGGCGUGUGCUGCAUCUACUCGCUCUUCAACGUCAUCUCCAUCGUCAUCAAGCAAGUGCUGAACUGGCUGCUAGGCCGGAUGGAGGCCGCCUGCCACUGCUGCUGCGGCUGCCUCCCCGGCUGGGGCUGGGGGGGUGCGGGUGGUGGGGUGGGAGGUGGAGGAGGGCCCCACCGCCCCCACCGCCACCCCAGGAGGAACGUGGUGGCCCCGGGGCACCUGAGGGCCAGGAGGGAGCUCUCCAUAGAGACGGACGUGGCCAACGAGAGCGAGACCGACACGGGCCGCCGCAUGUCCGGCGAGAUGAUCUCCAUGAGGGACUUCUUGGCAGCCAAUAAGGUGAAUCUGGCCCUCAUGCAGAAGCAGCUGUCGGAGAUGGCCAACGGACACCCGCGGCCGUCGGGGUCCAGCUCGCGGCAGAACGGCUUCUCCGGGGGCGUCGGGGCCCUGGGCAUCAUGAACAACCGCCUGGCAGAGACCAGCGUGGACAGAUAGAGACCCAGAGGGGGACGGGGGGACGGAGCACACUUCACAGAUGGGAUGUACAAAAAAGGGAAAGACAAGAUUGUAUUGUCCCAACCAGCCGCUGACUUUGGGAGGGAGGGAGACGAGGGGAGACGAGGGGAGACGAGGGGAGCUGAGGGGGCGAUGGGAGUAAUUGAAAAACGAGCCAUUGGUGUGGACGUGGUGAAUAUAUGAACAAAUAACUACGCUUGUCCUUCCACUGCUUGACACUGAGGAGCCUUGUGACCUGCCUCACGCUGCUCUGCUUGUAGAAUCCAACAUGGACGGCUCAUACAGGCACCGCGAACACGGCCUGUGAACGCCUGGAUGAGCACACCUGGAUCCGGAAUGUUGUGUCUUUAAGGAUUCUGUUUCCAUGGUGAUAAAUAUAUAUAUAUAUAAAUAAAAUAAAAGAUGCCUGCAGAAGCCCUUGCGUCUGAGCUGUACAGACUGGAUGACGCAAACAUUAAGAUUAGAAACAUACUCUGAAAAUUGUUAUCUAUGUUACUCUCUGUAUCCACUAACCAAUAAAACGUCUAAUAAAUGGCGAUGUUAAGCAGUAUCUUAUAAACACAAAUGAGGAAUAUUUUUCACUCAACAAUAUCAAGCAUCGAUUUAGGGUGGGGUGAAUGGAAUGAUUAACACACAGAUCGCACUCACGUGAGAGUACAGUUGUGCAGCCUAGAGAGCUCACUCAGGAGUGGACUCUACUGGACAGGUGCGUGCGAGCCAAAGGGCUCCAUUAUCCUCCCUUCGUAAACUACCUGGAAAUGAGACCCAAAGUCACACUAUCUUCCCUUGUUCUGAAAAGCUAAUCCAGCACCGAGAACACAGAAACACACACAGAGAAGGACCCAUUCUUGGUCUAGUUAGUGGCACAGAAGACGAUAUUCCAAUGCAAAGCAAGACUUAUUGUACGAAACACUGCACUUUGCUGUUCUGCUUCACUGUGCAUUAAUGAGGGGUCACAGUGUUGCAUAUGGGUCAGCUAUCAGGCUCAUGUUCUCCAUGUCUGGACUUUCUAUUAGGGGGCCUCUUCCACCAGCUCACGUUACGAUAAAAGUGGUUAAAUAUGUUUCCCACCAUCGUAAAAUGGUUCAGAUUCUAUAAAUCUAGUUGAGUCUUUAGAUACAUACAUAAUCAAUAGCGAGGGCAGUACAUUGAUAAUACUUCAAGAAAUUGUCUUGUAUUAAUAUGAAUCACACUACAGCAAAGGUGAUGGAAGUUGGAAGUACAGUCCUAUGAUUAGCAACCAGCACACUGCCCUGACAGCAGGAAUAAAGAAGAUGUAAUAUCAUAUGUCCUAACCUGAACAAUCACAUAUUCAGCAAACUGUUUCCAUGCAUAUAAUAAGGCUACAAUGUUGUCUGUAAUUGCCUACUAAUAAUAGACAAUGAGGGUAAUUGUAAUUAAUUCUCCAUUAAGGCAUCUGUGAGUCAUCGCUUCUUUCAAGCUGUCAAACCCGAUCAUUACUAGCAGUGUUUCCUUCCUUCAUGAAUCCAGUGGCACAGCCCCGCCACUCGACAACUGGCAUCACUGUAAUCAGCCAUGCAAAUUUAAUUGAAUAAAUGCAUUUAUAGAAUCGUAAGUAUUAUUUCAUUUACGAUAUUAUUUAAUAUAUAGGUAUUAUUUUUAAUAAUACAAGAAUUGCCCCCUCAAAUGCUAUUCGCUUUAUUUAAGGCACUAUAUUUCAUAGAUGCCCCCCACUGCUCAAUUGUAAAAUUUGUAGUACUGUCAAUAGAGAAAUAAAGUGGAAAAAUACUGCCAGCAGAAUAGUACGGCUGAAUAAUAAAUAGUGAAUAGUGAAAAAACACAUGAUGCCACCUACUGUGUCAUUAUGUGUUUUUUCACUAUUCACUGGAAAUGGAUUAAGACUACAUUUAGGAAGCAUAAAGAGAAAAAUAAAAACAACGAAUGACUUAGUAAGUUCAUGUUUGAUUGUGAGACACACAGCAUUAGUAUCCGGAACCAACGCUGUGUGUGUGUGUGUGUGGGGGGGGGGGGGGGGGGGCUACAAAUUGCAGCCUGAAUACUGUUAAUUCCCAAAAACUGUGGCUUGCGCAUAAAGUCGGGUUGCAUGCUGAAUGUUUGUUAUAUGGUUGUACCAUUUCUGUGGGCUUGCAACAGAGCCCGACUGGAAUCAUAUAUCCCACUAAAGCCUCGCUGCUUCCACGCACAUCUGCACCGUGCAAACGCACAUCAACAUGGUGCCCCUCACAUAGACGUCAGCCACGCUGCUGGAAGGAAAUCGUAUGGGAAACACUACGGAAUUAUUCUAACAACAUUCUGGGAUUUAGAGAAUGAUGUAACAGAACGCCAUUGUUCUUCACGUUCUGUGAAAUCAUUCAUUGUAAUUAGAAAUAAAAUACCCUGCAAUCUUGAUCUCCUUGCCUUGUGUGCCAUCUUCUUCACCAGUUGGGUCUGUUGAGAGAAAAACAAAGACAUGCAAACAUUUAAAAAAGAAGCAAUAGAGCUCUUCCAAACUGCAAUGCAUCCGACGGAACAGCUGUACCACAAUGUAUGAUUACCUUUGAGAACCGAAACACUGAUAUUUUGACAGCUCUCAAAAUAAAAAGGAAGGUUCUGCCAGAACGUUUCACGAAUGGUUUGGGCUGAAGAAAUGCAAAUAUUAGAUUUUGAGGAUUAUAGGGGUUG